This is a messenger RNA of Sorghum bicolor (sorghum), 1989 nucleotides long. RefSeq names its product wee1-like protein kinase. Gene Ontology annotation, biological process: protein phosphorylation. The record is from RefSeq and is a predicted model, not a curated record. Gene Ontology annotation, molecular function: ATP binding; protein kinase activity. NCBI's taxonomy places the organism in Eukaryota, Viridiplantae, Streptophyta, Magnoliopsida, Poales, Poaceae. The coding region runs from base 195 to 1811 and encodes 538 amino acids. The transcript has 10 exons.
CGCGUGCCGCCCUGUCAGUGGAAACCCAUCUCCGGCCCCGCCGCACCCCCCCUUCUCGCCUCCCCCACGAAUCCCCCGCCCCGCGCGCGGCGGCCGCAAGGGAUCCGAAUCGACCGCGGGGCAACAAGGGGGCGCGGCGAGAGAGAUCUCUCUCUUACUUUCUCCCUCCGCACUCACUCGCUCUGCUCCCGGCGAUGCUGAGGACCAAGACCCCGCGGUCGCGCGGCGGCAAGGCGCGACGCGCACCCGGGGGCGCCUCGGCGGUCAAGCCCGCCAAGGCCGAAGGGAGGUCGCCGUCCGGGGAGCUCUCGCUGCAGCUGGAGCACGUCUCCCUCAUCUCCUUCCUCUCCGACCGCCGCCCCGCCGCCUCCGCCGCUGGCCUCACGCCCUUCGAGGCGCUCCUAGAGGAGGAGGAUGGGGAUGGAGAGGGGCUGGGUUGCUACCGCGCCGAUCUAACCCCGGCGCCGCCGCUUCCCCAGCCGCAGUCUAUGCCCCCGCCGCCACCGCCGACGGCGGCACAGGUCCCGCAGGCAUCGCCGAUGGACGCGGACGAGACCAUGGAGGAGAAGGAUUGCUGCAUCCUCAGUCAGGAUUUUUUCUGCACCCCAGACUACAUCACGCCGGAGAUGCCGCAGGUGGCUAACGAGUUCGACGAUGACAAGGAGAACAUCCCUUGCCCCAAAUCUCCGGAGAAGUCAGCCAACCCUCGGAGCAAGCGGUACAGAACCGAUUGUUCCCCUAAAGGUCUGGAAUCCACGGACUUUUCUUUCGACCAUCAGAUUACUCCGGUUCCGUUUGACAGUCUCACUCGAGAUGAUUCGGAAGAAGAGCAGCCGAUGCAGCCUGCGCUGGAAAAGAGGGGUGGUUAUGUCUCCCAGUCAGCAGUGGCUCUGCGCUGCCGGGUGAUGCCUCCACCAUGCGUCAAGAAUCCAUACCUCAAUACUGAUCCAUGCAUAGAUGAUGCAGUUUACGGUGGGAGGCAAUGCAACUCAGCAGGUUUUUCUCCUUCAAUUGGUGGUAAUGGUCUUUCACGCUACCGAACUGAUUUCCAUGAAAUAGAGAAAAUUGGCUAUGGCAACUUCAGUGUCGUGUUCAAAGUUCUGAACAGGAUAGAUGGGUGCUUGUAUGCUGUUAAACGGAGUAUCAAGCAAUUGCAUAAUGAUAUGGAAAGGAGGCAAGCAGUGAAAGAAGUCCAAGCUAUGGCAGCCUUAGGUUCUCAUGAGAACAUAGUUCGAUAUUUCACCUCUUGGUUUGAGAAUGAGCAACUUUAUAUUCAGAUGGAACUCUGUGAUCACUGUCUAUCUAUGAAUCGGAACCAGCCAGUGAAGCAUGGGGAAGCCAUGGAACUGUUGUACCAGAUCUGCAAAGGCUUGGAUUUCAUGCAUGAACGCGGCAUAGCACACCUUGAUGUGAAGCCUGAUAACAUAUAUGUCAGAAAUGGUAUUUACAAGCUCGGGGAUUUUGGCUGUGCUACACUUAUUAACCGAAGUUUGGCAAUUGAAGAUGGAGAUUCACGAUAUAUGCCUCCAGAAAUGCUGAAUGAUAAGUAUGAGCAUCUUGACAAGGUUGAUAUCUUUUCUCUUGGGGCAGCCCUCUAUGAGCUUAUAAGAGGCACCCCGCUUCCUGAGUCUGGGCCUCACUUUACAAGCAUCAGAGAGGGUAAGAUCGCAUUACUACCAGGGUGCCCAAUGCAGUUUCAAAGUUUAAUUAAGUCUAUGAUGGAUCCUAAUCCCGUGAGGCGGCCUUCAGCAAAGGAGAUCCUGAGACACCCCUCCUUUGAGAAGCUCCACAAGGCCCCAGCGAAGAAGUAGAAACGCCGCUCUGCGCCAUCAGAUCAGAGCAGCCGGCAAGGGAAUUGCGCAGCUGUCACAUUCACCAUCAGCUGCUCCCAAUUUUGUAUAUCUAUCUAUAUGUGUGUGCUGUGUGCCCUGAUCUGAUUGUAAAAGAUUUUUUAAAAAAAAUGAAGCACGGAUCUGAUUUUAACGCCAA